AUCAGGCAUUUUGAGAGAGAGGGAGAGAGAGGGUUUAGGGUUUACUUACCCUGCAUUAUUCUAGAGAGAGAGGUAUCACAGUGAGCGAGGUUAAAGCUCACAGGGGAGGUACUCGCUGAUAAGUAUAAAAAAUUCAACCAAGAAAUAGUGCAUGAGAUUCUGGAACAAUGGCUACCAAUAUAUUGAGGAAAGCUUCUAAAUGCUGCUUUAGCAGUGGUUAUCGCCUUUUCCAUAGCUACUCGAGGUCACCCAAAUCAUCUUCGUGCUUUUCCCCUUUCCAGUUGCAUGGAGGUUCACCCAUCGCUUAUCUCCCCAAGGCCACAAAAUUACCUUUGGUUAACCCCCUUGGUUGUGCAAAUCAUACCUUAAUGUGGUCCUUUAGAUACCUGGCUACCAGUAGUUCUCCCCCCCAAGAUCCUGUUAAUGAGAAGCCCGAAGUUCCUGUUAAAGAGAAACCCAUGGAUGAUGGUUCCACGGAAGGGGAGAAGGCCAAAGGUUCAGAUGACACUGGUGCAACAGGGAAGCCUGUUCGAGGAGGGCCUGUCUCAUGGUUAAGCUUCGUCUUGUUGGUCUUGACUGGAGCAGGGCUGAUAUUCUAUUAUGACAAAGAGAAGAAACGGCAUAUUGAAGAAAUAAAAACCUCCACUGCAGCAGUGAAACAAGGGCCAUCUGUGGGGAAAGCUGCUAUUGGCGGCCCAUUUAAUCUUGUCAAUCAGGAUGGGAAACCUGUAACAGAUAAAGAUUUUCAUGGGAAAUGGACAUUAAUAUAUUUUGGCUUCACUCACUGUCCUGAUAUUUGUCCAGAUGAGCUACAGAAGAUGGUCUUAGCAAUUGACAAAAUCAAGCAGAAGGCAGGUAUUGAUAUUAUACCUGUUUUUAUAUCAGUCGAUCCCGAGAGAGAUACUGUUGAGCAGGUUCGCGAAUAUGUUAAAGAAUUUCAUCCGGACUUAGUUGGAUUAACUGGGAACACCGAUGACAUACGCCAAGUCGCUCGUUCAUAUCGAGUUUAUUACAUGAAGACAGAAGAGGAAGGGUCUGACUACCUUGUGGAUCACUCUAUUGUUAUGUACCUAAUGGAUCAAGAAAUGGAAUUUGUGAAAUUCUUUGGGAAAAACUAUGAUGCAGACUCACUCUCUGAAGGCAUCAUCAAGGAGGUAAAACAGUACAAGAAGUGACCACAACACUUGACACAAGCAACAUUUCUUUGCCAUGUGCUUUCAUUCUUUUGACUUGGAUUUCUCAUUUAUCAUUGCAUCUUGUAUGUUUUCUUAAUGUCACAUCUUGGAGAUGGAAAAUACUAUUGCAAGUAAUGCGCACCAGAUAGAUUUUGGGAUGUUCCUACUGGUGAAUCUUGGACAAAAUAAAUUGAGAUGGAAUUUUUGGAGUCUCAUGAAAAGUUCAUAGAUUUAAAAGAUAUGUUUGUUACAGUUGGGCCAGCCAUUAUGAGUUUGUAUCAACUAUGAUGUAUAAUUAGCAUGCGUGUUAUUUAUUAUCUUUUGGCCA
This is a messenger RNA of Amborella trichopoda, 1503 nucleotides long. RefSeq names its product electron transport SCO1/SenC family protein (gene HCC1). The record is from RefSeq and is a predicted model, not a curated record. NCBI's taxonomy places the organism in Eukaryota, Viridiplantae, Streptophyta, Magnoliopsida, Amborellales, Amborellaceae. Gene Ontology annotation, biological process: mitochondrial respiratory chain complex IV assembly.